AACAAUAAGAGCUAGCAGAGCAGAAUGGAUGCGAUGCUACAAACCUGAUCGACACAUGUUAGCAUCCUGAUCCAAGGAGGACUCCGUACCCGGAUGUACAGUGACUGACACGGAGAGGGUUCACCAGCUGGACUCGAACUGGCUCGCCAUGGGGAAGGGCUGUAAAGUGGUGGUGUGUGGCCAGGCAGCAGUGGGGAAGACUGCCAUUUUGGAGCAGCUGCUGUACGGAAACCACUGUGUAGGCUCCGAGUCCAGCGAGACGCAGGAGGACGUGUACGUGGCCUCGGUGGAAACCGACCGCGGUGUGAAGGAGCAGCUGAGGCUCUACGACACUAAGGGUCUCCACGAUGGACAAGACCUCCCCAAGCACUACUACUCAGUGGCAGACGGCUUCGUCCUCAUCUACAGCGUCGACAGCUUGGAGUCUUUCAAGAAGGUGGAUUUUCUGAAGAAGGAAAUAGACAAAUCCAGAGAUAAGAAAGAGGUGACGGUCGUGGUGCUGGGGAACAAGACGGACCUGCGGGAGCGUCGGCAGGUGGACCAGGAGGUGGCGCAGCAGUGGGCGCGGGGCGAGAAGGUGAAGCUGUGGGAGGUGAGCGUCACCGAACGCAACUCGCUCAUCGAGCCCUUCACCCAGCUGACCAGCCGCCUCACCCAGCCUCAGAGCAAAUCUUCCUUCCCUCUGCCAGGGCGCAAAAGCAAAGGCACGCCGUCCAACGACAUGUGAUACUCUGAAGACCCCCCCCCCAACUCACACUCCUCUGCUCCUGCUAUCCACAGGCUGCAUUCACCUCACAUGGGAACAACUAGCAGGACAACAGGGAUUGCCUUUAGCUUAGCAACAUGACCUUAACUGCUACUGUGUGCAUUUGACCAUUUACACACAUUCGUUCACGUAUAUGAACAGCUAAGCAUUGUGGGAAGUUCACUUAUUGACUGGCUUUGUGAAAGUGAGAGGAAAAGAUCAAUAUAAUGCCUGUGUGUUAAGUGAGAUGGCUCAAAAGAUCUCUAUUUAACAUAUCAUCUAAUUUUCAUAAAUGUAAAACCAAAAGGUUAAGUCAUCGAGCGCAAGCUCUCUGCGUAAGAUCGAUGGAACCAAAUCAAAGACAAAGUCACUGUGAUGACAACACUUAAAGGUCCAGUGUGUAAGAUUUAGGUGAAAGGGAACUAUUGGCAGAAAUGUAAUGGAGAAUAAUCCUCAUGAUGUUUUCACUAGUUCAUUUCAUCUAAAUUGUAUGAAUUGUAG
Molecule: messenger RNA, 1246 nt
Organism: Paralichthys olivaceus (Japanese flounder)
Lineage: Eukaryota; Metazoa; Chordata; Actinopteri; Pleuronectiformes; Paralichthyidae
Gene: nkiras1
Product: NFKB inhibitor interacting Ras-like 1
Biological process (GO): canonical NF-kappaB signal transduction; Ral protein signal transduction
Molecular function (GO): GTPase activating protein binding; GTPase activity; GTP binding
Source: RefSeq, a predicted model, not a curated record